CUGGGCUUCAGCCCACCAUAGCCCUAACAUAGAUCCUCCCCUGCCUGUUACAAAAAGGUCGGUCUCCUUGCCGCCGCCGCCGUCCAGUCGUACAGGCAGAUCCAUCGGGUUAAUGUGCGAAGAGAACAAAAACCAACUGUCAGCCAAGUACAUCAUCGUCCAGAUUCAUUGUCAAGUCAUCUGUGAAAGGGAAAAGGGUACUAUACAGAUCGCGACUUACUCUUCCGAGACAGGGGCUUGGAUAGCAGCCAAACGGCCGGUGAUCGCCUCCACCGCCGCCAUAAAAGAAGAUGUCUACUCUUGUUUGUUAAGAGAUCCUCCUUUAGUGAUGAAUGGUGUUUUCCACUGGUACCACUACUCCGGAAACACGGGCAUACUAACACUGGCGCUUUACCGCCCCGACAGUGAAGCGGUCUUCGAUAUCCGGAGCUACGAUGGAUUUGGAAAUAAUUCCCUAUGCUCGAGUGCUAUUACAAGAUCAGAGAAUGGUGACGUUUUAUGGUUCACAGUCGUUGAUGAUUUCAAAACAAUGAGAGUUUUCAGCUUCCCGAAGGGGAGUCGAGGGUGGGUGUCAGAGUACAGUAUCAGUGUUGAAUCGCUCUGGGGGAAUGACACAGCCUUGGUGACCUCAUCGAGGAUGAGGAGCGGAGGGCAUAUAAUCCUGAAUGGCUUGGUUCCGGUGAAUAAUAAGAAGACUCCGGCUGCCCUGAUCCGGAGGGAAGAAUCAGGGAGGUUAUUUCUUUACGAUGUGGACACCAAAGCCGUUCAAUCCCUGCCAUAUCAUGGACGACCGGUUACCACCGAGUGGGAUGGAUUCAACAUUCUGAGCAUUGGCCCUGAGUGUACAGCUCAUUAUCCCUAUAUACAUCCUUCAUCUCUUUCUGCCUUCGCUCUUUAGUUGAUCCACCUCCUAAUUGAUAAAUUAGUUUAGCAUGCACUUCAUAUACUUUUAUACUUGUAGUUCUUAUUUAUUAAGGUUUAUUUCUCAUGUAAUCGUGUGCCUGAAAUUCAAAAUUAAAAACCAUCAAUAAAACAUUAAUUUCGAUUU
Molecule: messenger RNA, 1048 nt
Organism: Cuscuta epithymum
Lineage: Eukaryota; Viridiplantae; Streptophyta; Magnoliopsida; Solanales; Convolvulaceae
Source: the annotation of a GenBank genome assembly